AUGGAGGACCUUUCAGAGAUAUUCGACAUUUACGCCAUCUGCGCAUGCUGCAAGGUGGCCCCUCCCAGUGAAGGGAUAAAGAAUGAACCGUUCGGCCCGCGGACCUUUAGGGGUCUCGGGAAUAACGGGACUCUCCCGUGGAAAUGCAACUCCGUUGACAUGAAGUACUUCAGCUCAGUGACGACCUACGUGGAUGAGUCAAAGUAUGAGCAAUUGAAGUGGAAGAGGGAGCGGUACCUGCAGAGGGAAGCCUCGGGGGGGAGUGACGAUACUCUACAGCCGGGAGACAACACCAACGGUAGUGGCCACACUGUAGGAAUGGGGGAUGACACGACGAAACUGCAAAACAUUGUGGUAAUGGGGAGAAGCAGCUGGGAGAGCAUCCCAAAACAGUACAAGCCACUCCCAAACAGAAUCAACGUGGUGCUCUCCAAGACGCUGAGACAAGAAGAGGUGAAGGAGAAGAUUUUCUUAAUUCACAGCAUAGAGGACCUACUGCUGAUUCUGAAGAAGCUGAGAUACUACAAAUGCUUCAUUAUUGGAGGAGCGCAAGUUUAUAAGGAAUGUCUAAAUAGGAACUUAAUUAAGCAAAUAUACUUCACGAGGAUUAACAACGCGUACCCGUGUGACGUUCUCUUCCCCGAGUUUGACGAAAGCCAGUUUCGGGUGACAUCCGUUAGCGAAGUGUACAACUGUAAGGGCUGCACUCUGGACUUUCUCAUUUACAGCAAAGUGGGGGAGGAAGUCGACGGGGCCGCCUCCAAUGGGAGCACAGCGGACAGCGGUUCGGAAAACUGCGACAAAGUGGAAUGUGGCGCGCCGAGCUGCAGUGUACCGAAUUGCACCCUCCCCAACGUCACGACCACGCGGCAGGAAAAAUGGGGAAAGAGCGCCCCCGCGUGCCAGUGGCAGAAGAACAACACCGACGCAGAGGAAGACGAUCUCGUAUACUUCAGCUUUAACAACAAAGUGGGAGAGAAAAACCCGGAACACAUGCACGAUUUUAAAAUUUACAACAACCUGAAGAUUAAGCAGCACCCAGAGUACCAAUACCUAGGCAUCAUAUACGACAUCAUCAUGAAUGGAAACAAACAAGGAGACAGAACAGGUGUGGGAGUGAUGAGUAAAUUUGGCUACAUGAUGAGAUUUGAUCUAAGUCAGUAUUUCCCCCUAUUAACAACGAAGAAAUUAUUUCUGAGGGGAAUAAUUGAGGAAUUGCUUUGGUUCAUUCGAGGAGAAACAAACGGAAACACAUUGUUAAACAAAAACGUGAGGAUAUGGGAAGCAAAUGGAACGAGGGAGUUCCUUGACAACAGGAAAUUAUUUCAUAGAGAAGUGAAUGACUUGGGACCCAUUUAUGGUUUCCAAUGGAGACAUUUCGGUGCUGAAUACACAAACAUGUAUGACAAUUACGAAGAUAAAGGGGUAGACCAAUUAAAAAAUGUUAUCCAUUUGAUAAAGAAUGAACCAACAAGUAGGAGAAUUAUCCUAUGUGCAUGGAAUGUAAAAGAUUUGGAUCAAAUGGCUUUACCUCCUUGCCAUAUCUUAUGUCAAUUUUACGUUUUCGAUGGGAAACUAUCAUGCAUUAUGUAUCAAAGGUCUUGUGACUUGGGUCUUGGGGUUCCCUUCAACAUCGCUUCGUAUUCCAUAUUCACACACAUGAUUGCUCAGGUGUGUAAUCUCCAACCUGCAGAGUUCAUACACAUUUUGGGCAAUGCCCACGUCUACAACAAUCAUAUAGACAGUCUAAAAGUGCAGCUAAACAGAAUCCCCUACCCGUUCCCAACGCUUAAGCUAAACCCGGAAGUGAAGAACAUUGAGGAUUUUACCAUUUCGGAUUUCACAAUAGAGAAUUAUGUGCAUCAUGAUAAAAUUCCUAUGGACAUGGCUGCCUAA
Molecule: messenger RNA, 1896 nt
Organism: Plasmodium inui San Antonio 1
Lineage: Eukaryota; Apicomplexa; Aconoidasida; Haemosporida; Plasmodiidae
Product: bifunctional dihydrofolate reductase-thymidylate synthase
Exons: 1
Coding region: 1-1896 (631 amino acids)
Biological process (GO): tetrahydrofolate biosynthetic process; one-carbon metabolic process; dTMP biosynthetic process
Cellular component (GO): cytosol; mitochondrion
Molecular function (GO): thymidylate synthase activity; dihydrofolate reductase activity
Source: RefSeq, a predicted model, not a curated record